CAAAUUCUCAUAGUUAUGUUGCUUUCCAGGUUUGCUACACUGUUGCAUCAGUGCAUAGGUUCCAUCAAGCGUGGUUCUGCUAAAGAGGUUGCUUUGGCUGCUCACGCUAUUGGACUUUUGGCUUUGACUGCUGGACCUGGAGACAAAUCGCAAGAAAUACUGGAAGACUCAAUCUCUCCUAUUUCUGAGGCCCUCAGAUCUCGAAGUGAAGUAUCUAAGAUGUCUUCGUUAUUGGAGUGUCUGGCAAUCAUCACUUUUGUUGGUGCUGAAGAGCCAGAGCAAACGGAAAAAUCAAUGCAAAUAAUGUGGCAAGUGGCUCAUCCAAAACUGGGUCCCAAUGUCAAAGCAGGUAGACCUUCGCCAGCUAUGAUAACCACAGUAGUGUCUGCUUGGUCAUUCCUGCUUACAACUGUGGAUGGUUGGACGCUUAACCAAAAAAGUUGGCAAGAGCCAAUUUACUACUUUUCUACUUUACUGGAAAAGGAGGAGAGAUCUGUGCGCAUUGCAGCUGGUGAAGCUCUUGCUUUAAUUUUUGAGGUGGGGAGCUUGGAGAAGUUUGCGGGUGAAUCUAAGGGAUCCAGUGAUGGCUCUAACAGUGAAGCAGACAAAUCUCGGGAGCUGGUGCAUAUUCAGGGUCUGAGGGGUAAAAUCUUAAACCAAGUGAGGAAUCUUUCAACAGAGGCUGGUGGCAAAGGUUCUGCAAAGAAAGAUCUCAAUAGCCAAAGAAAUACAUUUCGCGAUAUCUUGGAAUUUCUCGAGGAUGGAUAUAGUCCAGAAACUUCAAUGAAGGUUGCUGGAGAGUCUUUGAGCACAACUUCGUGGGCUCAAUUGAUCCAGUUGAAUUUUUUAAAGCAUUUUCUUGGGGGAGGAUUUGUGAAGCAUGUGCAGGAAAAUGAAUUUCUUCAUGACGUUUUUGGUUUCAAUCCAAAGAAGAAAUUCAUGUCAGCUGCUGAGCAUCGUUUAUCUGCCAGUGAAAAGAGGCUAUACAGAUCACCAAAUUCCGGUCUUAAUAAGGCAAGGACUCAGUUGCUGAACAAACAGAGGAUGAUAUCCCAGGUAAUACAGAAACUUCUUAUCUGAUUUGUUAAUCAUGGAAGCCACCGUUGUGUUGUUUUAUAGUGUGUGAAUAACAUGGUAUUGGUAUUGGAUCAUUGGCACGUUACUUUGGUACAAUGUAAUCUGUUUAAAAUUUUGGUGCUUUGUGUUGGGAAAUGUGUCAUUUGAGGGAAACUUCUUUGCAGAAACACAUUAUAAUUCGUUUCUGGUAAAUUUGGCAUCUUAAUACGGCUAUAGUUGGUUUGUAUUUU
This is a messenger RNA of Coffea eugenioides, 1307 nucleotides long. Its product is annotated as interferon-related developmental regulator 1-like. The coding region runs from base 16 to 1080 and encodes 354 amino acids. The record is from RefSeq and is a predicted model, not a curated record. NCBI's taxonomy places the organism in Eukaryota, Viridiplantae, Streptophyta, Magnoliopsida, Gentianales, Rubiaceae. The transcript has 9 exons.